CGUGAGGUCAUCUCUCUACACAUAGGCCAAGCCGGUGUCCAGAUCGGUAAUGCAUGCUGGGAGCUGUACUGUCUGGAGCACGGCAUCCAACCUGACGGCCAGAUGCCCUCGGACAAGACGCUGGGCUUUGGGGACGACUCUUUCAACACUUUCUUUAGUGAGACGGGAGCCGGCAAACAUGUGCCGCGGGCCGUCUUCCUGGAUCUAGAGCCCACAGUUGUUGACGAAGUUCGAACCGGCACCUACAGGCAGCUGUUCCACCCCGAACAGUUGGUCACCGGCAAGGAGGACGCGGCCAACAACUACGCCCGCGGUCACUACACCAUCGGCAAGGAAAUUGUGGACCUGGUGCUGGACCGGCUGAGAAAACUGGCUGACUCCUGCACGGGCCUUCAGGGCUUCCUCAUCUUUCACAGCUUUGGUGGAGGCACAGGGUCGGGGUUCACGUCUCUGUUGAUGGAACGUUUGUCUGUUGAUUAUGGCAAGAGGGCCAAACUAGAGUUUGCCAUCUAUCCAGCUCCACAGGUGUCUACAUCCGUGGUGGAGCCCUACAAUGCAAUUCUGACCACGCAUACCACGCUAGAGCACUCGGACUGCGCCUUCAUGGUUGAUAACGAGGCCAUCUAUGACAUCUGUCGACGCAACCUUGACAUUGGUCGCCCUACCUACACAAAUCUGAACAGGCUCAUCAGCCAAAUCGUGUCAUCCAUCACGGCUUCACUCAGGUUUGAUGGUGCUCUCAAUGUCGAUCUCACCGAGUUCCAAACCAACUUGGUUCCCUACCCCAGGAUACACUUUCCGCUGGCCACGUACGCUCCCGUCAUUUCUGCAGAGAAGGCCUACCACGAGCAGCUGACGGUGGCUGACAUCACCAACUCAUUGUUUGAACCAGCCAAUCAGAUGGUCAAGUGUGACCCCCGUCAUGGCAAGUACAUGGCCUGCUGCCUGCUCUACCGUGGCGACGUCGUGCCUAAGGACGUCAACGCCGCCAUUGCUACCAUCAAAACUAAACGGACAAUCCAGUUCGUCGACUGGUGCCCCACCGGGUUUAAGGUGGGCAUCAACUACCAGCCGCCGACUGUAGUUCCUGGGGGAGAUCUGGCCAAGGUCCAGCGGGCCGUCUGCAUGUUGAGUAACACCACAGCCAUCGCUGAGGCUUGGGCCAGGCUGGACCACAAGUUUGACCUCAUGUACGCCAAGAGAGCCUUUGUUCACUGGUAUGUUGGGGAGGGCAUGGAGGAGGGCGAGUUUUCAGAGGCACGAGAGGACCUGGCAGCGCUAGAGAAGGAUUACGAGGAGGUUGGAGUGGAGACCGCGGAUCUAGACAAUGAGGAGGGCAGGGACCAAUACUAG
Candidula unifasciata is the source of this 1353-nucleotide messenger RNA. The record is from the annotation of a GenBank genome assembly. NCBI's taxonomy places the organism in Eukaryota, Metazoa, Mollusca, Gastropoda, Stylommatophora, Geomitridae.